ACCCUCAGCCUUCAAUUGAGUGCUGCUUUCCCACUUUGGUGGUUGGUUUUCUGGAGAGUAAACAAAAUGAAGGAGAUGAAAAAAACUGGGAGGAUGAAUAGCCCAAAGAUGUGGAGUUUGUAAGAGUCUUAACUACCGGUCCAGCCAAGCGACAGAAUGAGAAGCCCCCUUCCACUGCUCUUUGUCCUUCUGGCACUGCUUGCUGUGUUUGCACGAGCUCAAGAUGCCCCAAAGGAGAGCCUGGUGGCCAAAGUGCAAGUCUUUGCCCAGCAAGCCAUCCAAAAGACCCAGGAGCGCUUCACCACCCUCCAAGAGUCGGAAGCAGCCCAGCAGGCCAGGGAAUGGAUCGCUAAUGGCUGGGCAAAUGCAGUUCAAUACUUUGGCCGUGUAAAGGAGAAGAUUACCACAUUUUUGAAGACGCCGGCGCCUGCAGCAUGAUGGAAUUCUGAUUCUACACAAUUCCAGGAGGAUCUCUCGCCUUUCCCAGUACAGCAGCAGGGUGCUAAAGUUGUCUAGUGAUAGGCAAGGAUUUCAACAUUUGCUACCAUUUCUCCUUUUCCCUGCCCUGCCUAGUCACUCCUUCAUUCCCUCCUUCCCUCAGACAUCUCAAUGUUCAUUAAGCAUGGCGCUUUCUCCCCAUUAAAUCUUGCAAACCCUUUGCAUGCUUGAGUUUCUUGCUGUGAACCAACAAAGCAAACUGGGCAGAGGUCUUGGUGGAGCAAGAGAGACA
This is a messenger RNA of Zootoca vivipara (common lizard), 730 nucleotides long. The record is from RefSeq and is a predicted model, not a curated record. Lineage: Eukaryota; Metazoa; Chordata; Lepidosauria; Squamata; Lacertidae.